Molecule: messenger RNA, 834 nt
Organism: Ophidiomyces ophidiicola
Lineage: Eukaryota; Fungi; Ascomycota; Eurotiomycetes; Onygenales; Onygenaceae
Exons: 1
Coding region: 1-834 (277 amino acids)
Cellular component (GO): cytoplasm; nucleus
Molecular function (GO): ribonucleoside-diphosphate reductase inhibitor activity
Source: RefSeq, a predicted model, not a curated record
AUGGAGCCUUUAUCAGCCCAGAGCAACCAGCUAUCCAAGCGACGUCGCUUCCAAGCUCCAAUAACGUCGUACUUCGCCACCUCACCCACCUCAGCUUCUUGCUCUCAAUCGGAGACUUUUUCCCACUACAACUAUGCGGCGCGCACGAAUACACCUAAUCCUGUAUUGCCCAACAAGGUCCAGUCUUCCCUUUUAACCGUGGGAAUGCGUGUUCGCAAAGCCGUUCCAGAGGGAUACCAGACAAAGUUAAAAGUCUCAAAAUUAAACGCCUAUCCAUCUUCCCACGGUUCGACCCAUGCAGCAUCAUCAACGAAUAUAUAUGCGGAGCUACAGCCAUACUGUGGAGGAUUCAAAGUGGGAAACCUUGCAGUGCAGUCUUUCCCUAGUUGUACCUGGGAAGAGCACGAGGGCGGACCUACACGACUAGACGAGGAAUCGAUACCCAUUGGCAGCCAGGAAUCACUAGAGUCUAUGGAUCUUACCCCACUGAAUCCAAAUAAGCGUUUGUAUGAGCAGGAAGAGGAUGCCAGUCAGGAGCUGGAAAAUGCUGGCCCUUGUUAUCCGCAGGCAUCCCUACCCUUUACACUCAGCAACUAUAUUUCACCAAGAACGAUUCUCCAGCCCAAAUUGCGGCAACGGACAAAGAAGUCCACCGCCAACUGGAACGAGACUAAACAUACCCCCGCCAAUAGCAAACCGGACCUUGUAUGGGAGCUAUCCGAACGUGAAAACUAUAGCCCGAUUGUGGAUCUGCAUGCGACAGAUUUUGGGGAAGCAUCGUUUUUGCGGCGAAGGGAAGAAGUUGAUGAAGAUUUUAAAAUGAGUGACAUCUAA